Molecule: messenger RNA, 422 nt
Organism: Didymodactylos carnosus
Lineage: Eukaryota; Metazoa; Rotifera; Eurotatoria; Philodinida; Philodinidae
Source: the annotation of a GenBank genome assembly
AUGCGAAUACUCAGAAUUUUCGGGAAAACAAUGGAGCGAGGGUUUGUAGAGGUGAUGAGUUCGAAUCUGGAAUCCAAUCUUUUCGAUCACUCAUCGGUUACUUCGCAAUCAACAGAUGCAGCGGAUUUUGGAAAAUACGUCCCACGGAACGAUCCAAGGAGUGCAUUACCUGGAUGGAACGAUAUGGUUCAGUAGAGUGGAUGCAAUGAUAGCUACGUUAUGAUAUAUCUCUACGAAGAAGAAUGUUUGUCUGUCUGUACGCUAUACAUUCAGUCCCUGCGAUAGCUAAGGUCACCGAACUCUCCGCAUCAGUUGCUUAGGUUUCAAGAAAAGUUGAAAGAGGGUCGACAUGGUCAUCGGGAACGGGUAAUAGGGGCCUAGGUGAAACUUCACACAGGUCAUCCGACACCGCGACUUUUCCC